Messenger RNA from Fusarium oxysporum Fo47, 962 nucleotides. RefSeq names its product acyl-CoA N-acyltransferase. Gene Ontology annotation, molecular function: acyltransferase activity, transferring groups other than amino-acyl groups. The record is from RefSeq and is a predicted model, not a curated record. The coding region runs from base 154 to 840 and encodes 228 amino acids. NCBI's taxonomy places the organism in Eukaryota, Fungi, Ascomycota, Sordariomycetes, Hypocreales, Nectriaceae. The transcript has 4 exons.
UGCGAAACCGGGGAGCCAAAUACUACUCAUUCUCGACUUCAUACAGAGCACAUUUCUUCUACGGUAGACUUUUCGAUCCUAGUAACAAAGAUAUCACUACGUCUCGCAAAUCUACCAAUACCCCUUCCAGUUCACUACUAAUUAAUUCUCAAAAUGGGGAUUUAUAUCACCGACCUCACCGAGGCAGACAUUCCAGGAGCAGUAGAAGCAGUACAGCAAGCCUUUGUUGGAGAUCCUUAUAACGUAUGGGUUUAUGACCAAGCGAAAUUCGACAGCCAGCGGAACUUUGAAUCUCUUGCCAUUCGAAUGAGGUGGGGAAUGCACAAUGGAAUCUUUCACGUUGCCAAAGAAGAAAACAGUGAUAAAGUGCUGGGCGUAGCGAUGUGGUUGCGUCCCCAACCCGCAGAUCAGCCUCCAACAUGGAGCGACUGGUUCGAGGGCUGGAAGCUAUACUUUGGACAAGUACGCAUGAAUCUGUGGUACGGUCGUGGAGGAUUAAAUGUCAAGCGAUAUUAUAUCUGGAAAGAUGCCCAGGCCAGUGCCCAGUCGACUCUCUGGACAGACCCCCGGGGCUACUUCUUUCUGAACAUCAUGGUUGUUGUCCCCGAGGCUCAAGGCAAAGGUGUCGGGGCAAAAUUGAUGAAGGCUGUCACAGACGAAGCCGAUGCCAAGGACAUGAGAUGCUACUUAGAGUCAAGCCGUGACGUCCCCAACGUAGCCAUCUACGGACGUCUAGGGUUCAAGUUCCAGAAGGAAAUGAUUUGCGAUGAUGACGGUGAUGCAAUUAAGCUGUUUACAAUGAUAAGGGAACCUCAUGCUGAGCCAUCCAGCGGGAGGUAGACGGCAAAACUAGGUAGGAACCAGUCCUUCGAGAAAGCAUGACCACAUUAUAUCUUUAUCUGGCAUCUAGUGCCUGUGUUAAUUUGUUCCUUUUCGUGUUUUACCUAAUAAUCAGAGAUGAC